This is a messenger RNA of Meira miltonrushii, 2189 nucleotides long. RefSeq lists its product as uncharacterized. The record is from RefSeq and is a predicted model, not a curated record. The coding region runs from base 170 to 2008 and encodes 612 amino acids. Gene Ontology annotation, molecular function: nucleic acid binding. The transcript has a single exon. Lineage: Eukaryota; Fungi; Basidiomycota; Exobasidiomycetes; Exobasidiales; Brachybasidiaceae.
GUUGUUCUCUAUAGCGCGGCACAUACCGCGCGUGAAGUUAAGCUUAAGCAGCUGGGCUGAAGUAGCAGCGUAGGGCGUACUUCUUUUAAGGUUCGGGCCGAACAACAAAAAUAUAAACAGGAGAACGUUGAGAUAUGCAUUCAUUCUGCUCUCUUCCAUCUUUGUCAAAAUGGCAGAUCCUCGUUACUUUGAAUUAUGGAACCGUAAAGGCUCAAAAGCCAACGAUAGCAAAAUCAAUUCUGUGCAAAAGCCUGAUGAUGAUCAACCUGUUGCUCUACCAAGUGGACACGGAUUUGACGAUGCCGUUCCUGGAGGGGGAGGUGUCAUGAGCAGCAAAACUUCUACAACUUCUGCAGCGAGUGCUGCUCCGGGCAAGGUACAGGUCAGACUGGAUACUCCCGGUGGUGUGACAUAUUCACCUAGUGACCUUUCUUCGCAUAACGUCAUCAAACGUAUGUUCAUCCCCUACAAAAUCGGACAAGGUUCGUCUAAACAUAGCAACGAAAAUGAAUCAGAAGGCGAUUUCACAGGCGCUGCCGUCCUACCUGUGAAGUCUGCUUCAAAGCGUGAUAAGGAAAAGGAGUAUGACUUUGAACCAGAACUUCGUCAAGAAGUCAAAGAUCCAUCUAUCUCUGAAGCACGAAAGUAUGCAUUAAGUAUCAAUCUUCAAGAAUUGGAAGGUAGACCAGAAGGAGGUAAAGCAUGGAAUGAGAUACACGAUCAAGACAAGAUCGAAGAAGGAGAUGAGGAUAAAACAUCUGUUGCCGGUCAAUCAAAGAUGACUACUGCAAGUACACGAACAACGGCAACUGUUACCACUCUGGCCACGCAAAUGCCUGACAGUUCCUUGCCGGAUUGGUUCAGGAAUACAUCUGCAAAAAAGGACAAUGCACCUUUCACUGUUCCUCCAGCAUUCACAAAGAAUCCAGGAGAUCAUCAAGAGCCCUGGAAAGCAAUGCGUUGGAACGGUCAUCGUGCAUUUGAGCGGCCGAGUCAGAAGGAUAUUGAACGUGGAAUUGCACCUUUUGCCGAUAUAAACGGUCAAGGAAGAGCACCUUCCAUUGCUGAGACGAAAAGAGAACAAGAUGACGGUGCCACGAUUCGAACGACAGGCACUUACAAGACAGAUGCUCGACAUCUGGACGUUGCAGAUUUGUUCGUAUUAGAUCCUCGUAUCACAAGACCGUUACGCAUGAUCAGACGAACAGAUCCACGUCAAGUGCUUUUGCUGUGCAAUGGUGUUUAUCUAGAAUCGAACGAGGUCGCAUCUAUCAAAGCGGCCCAAGCGGCCCGUCAAGCUGGCCUAGAUGCAAGCGACGUUUCAGGCGUGGGAGAUGGAUCAAAGAAAGCACAAGAGCUUUUGAGUAAAUUGUCCCUCUCGGCAGAAGCACGAGGAGGCAUUGGAAUCUUGUAUUGCCCCUCCGAUGAUCCGUUGAGUCAAGAUGAAGAAAAGUUACAGUCAUUGGACCCUCGAUUUGAAGUAAACACAAGCAAGCGAUUGGAAAGUGCUCCAACAUUCGCACGUAAUACAGAAAGAAGAGCACAAAUACGAGCAGUUGUAGCCGCACUUGAACUGGCAAAUUGGGAAGAAGAAGGAUUUGAUAAGAUUGUUAUCGGAGUUGAACAAGAAUGGAUCGUUCGUGGAAUCACUGUUGAUAUUUGGCGUUGGCGUCAUACAAAUUGGAAGUUGAACGAACAAGGCCCAUUGGGAAACCCGGGUGAUUCUGUACCUGAUCGUGAUUUAUGGGAAGUGUUGGAUGAAGCUGUGCGAAAGUAUGAAGUGAUCGAUUGCAAUGUACGCUUCUGGCAUGUACGAUCAAGGGAUGUUGCACUGGCAAAGAAGUUGGCAAGACAUGGCGCUUUGAAAGAUGUUGCACAAAGAGGUACGAUGGUAAGAUGGCGCAAGAAGCCUGCACCGCCAUUAGCAGCAGAAAUAGAGAGGCGCAAAAAUAUGAAAGACAAAACAAUGCCACAUCAUCAAGGCCCUACACUUACUCAAGUUCGUUGAGGAUAUAAAGCUGUAUCAUAUCAUUCUGGAAGAUAUAUUGAAUCAUUAUAUUGUUGUACAUUGAUAUUCAUGUGGUAAAAUUACAAUUAUGCACAGAAGAGCAUUUUUUUUCAUACUUAUUCUUCUCUAGCAUUGCGAGCACGGGCAAGAGCAUGAGCGAGAUCACGAGGACCAGAAUACU